GGCGGCUCGGGCGCGCGAGGAUGACGUCACUCGGCGCGUGCCCGGGUAGCCCGUGGUAACACCUAGUCUGCGGAAGUGGAGACGAGCGGGCAGGCGGCUGACACAGGGGACUGAAAGUUGUGGAACCCUAAUUUGUGACAUCGGGUGUUUUUUGGUAAGCAGCCAUUUAUGACUCUGGAAGAUUGGGACUGACAGGAAGCCCCUUCUGAGAUUUUAACAAAGUUCUCGAACAACACCUAUACCAUGGACAUAAAGCUGGAUCCUUCCCGAGAUGACCUGCCUCUCAUGGCCAACACCAGCCACAUACUUGUGAAGCACUAUGUACUGGAUUUAGAUGUGGAUUUCGAAAGUCAAAUCAUUGAGGGCACCAUAGUGCUUUUCUUCGAGUCUGGAAAUAAAUUCAAGAAACAGAGUAGUUCCACCGAGGAAACCUACCCAUCAGAGUCAAACAAAGCCUGCAAAUUUAGGACGCCUGAACCCUGCCAUAUUCCUGUAACAAAUACAAGGACCGUCUCAUCUAAAAUGGGAUAUAAUGAUCUUGUAAUCUGUGGUAAAGGUGAAAAAGAUACGUCUGGUAAAGAUGGUAACCAUGACAACCAGGAACAGGCUUCUGGGAUUUCUAGCUCAAAGUACUGCUGUGACACAGGGAAUCAUGGGAGUGAGGAUUUUUUGCUAGUGUUGGACUGCUGUGAUUUAUCUGUGUUAAAGGUUGAGGAGGUGGAUGUUGCUGCUGUGCCAGGUAUUGAAAAAUUUACAAGGUCUCCCAAGCUCAGGAAUCAGAUUGUACGUGAACUCGUGGCUCUGCCUGCAGAUCGUUGGAGGGAGCAGUUAGACUAUUAUGCUCGCUGCAGCCAGGCUCCUGGUUGUGGGGAACUCCUGUUUGACAUUGACACUUGGAGCUUACAGAUCAGGAAGACAGGGGUUCAGACAGCUACUGACUUUCCUCAUGCCAUAAGGAUACAGUACACAACCAAACCCCAGGGGCGAUCAGUUACGUGGACCUCAGACCAGAGUGGCAGGCCAUGUGUUUAUACUAUGGGAUCGCCCAUAAACAACAGGGCCCUUUUUCCAUGCCAGGAGCCACCCGUUGCCAUGUCAACAUGGCAGGCUACGGUUCGAGCAGCUGCAUCUUUUGUUGUUUUAAUGAGUGGGGAAAAUUCUGCCAAGCCAACACAGCUUCGGGAAGGGUGCUCAAGUUGGCAUUACUACGUAACCAUGCCAAUGCCAGCCUCCACCUUCACAAUUGCAGUAGGAUCCUGGACAGAAACGAAGCCAGAGAUCUGCUCAUCAGAUGAUCUGGCAACAGAGAAAUCCUUCUCACCUUUCGAGGCUGACUUCAGGUAUGUUGGUGUUUGUGGUCACAUGGAAUACCCCUGCCGCUUCCAGAACGCUUCUGCCACCACCCAGGAGAUAAUUCCUCAUCGGAUCUUCGCUCCAGUGUGCCUGAAGGGUGCCUGCCAAGAGACCCUUCUGCCGCUGAUCCCUCCUUGCCUCUCAGCAGCACACUCUGUCCUGGGAACACACCCGUUCUCCAGGCUGGAUGUACUCAUUGUUCCUGCCAACUUUCCGAGUCUGGGGAUGGCCAGCCCACACCUCGUCUUCCUCUCUCAGAGCACCUUGACUGGAAUGAGCCAGUUCUGUGGGACCCGUCUCUGCCAUGAAAUUGCUCACGCCUGGUUUGGCCUGGCUAUCGGGGCCCGUGACUGGACGGAAGAGUGGCUCAGUGAAGGGUUCGCCACUCACUUGGAAGAUGUAUUCUGGGCCAAGGCGCAGCAGCUGGCCCCCCACGAGGCCCAGGAGCAGCGGGAGCUGAGGGCUUGCCUGCGCUGGCGUCGCCUCCAGGACGAGAUGCGGAACUCCCCGGAGGAUAUGCAGGUGUUGAGGACUGCCCACUGAGGCCAAAGUGUGAGGGGAAUGCCGAGCCCAGCCUGACCCCAGCGAGGCUCGCCAGUCCUUUGUGCGGCACGGCAGCACAGGGUGUGGCCGCUCUUCCCACGGAGAAGUCCUCUCUCGCACGCUAAGUGCUGGCGUCUGCUGACUCAUCCAUUGUUUAGGAAAGCCGGAGCCGGGAGUCCUGUCUUCCCCACCCAGCGCCACUGUGCAAGCAUCCGUUCACUCAGCCAGUGGGAUGGCUACACCCACCGCCAACGUGGACAGGGUCCCUGCUCUCAUGGAACUUGAACGUAGCAGGGACUCUCUUGUAGGCACAGCUAGUUACAGGUGGUGAGAAGUUCUGUGAAGGGAACGCCGAGAUUUACAGUAAAGAGGCUGGGGAAUGCCUCUCUGAAGAGCAUCAAGGCCUGAGGCAGGAAAGGGCUUGCCAUGCUGGUGCUCGAGGGGCAGAAAGGAAGGCAGUGUGGUUAGAAGGGCGGGGAGAGGCGGGCAGGAGCUCGAUCAUCCAGCCUUACCCUGAGCGCCAUGGAAGCUGCCCCAGGGCCUUCAGCACGGAAGGAUCCUUAUCUGUCUUGUGCUUGCAGGCAGCAGACAGAAAGCCAGGAGAAGGGUUAGAAGGUUGUAGUAGUCCACGUUCGAGGUCCUGGUUGUGGCAGGGCGGACACAAGAAGCAGACCUGUUUAAGACAUGUGUUGGCAGAUCUUUGGUCUGUUGAAUGUGGAGAAAAGGAAAUUGCAAGUGUCCAGAAUGACUUCGAGGCUUUUGACCAGAGCAGCUGAGUAGACAGGUGGUGAUGCCAUUUGGGGAGACGGUAAAGACUUUGGGAGGGGCAGGCUUUGGAGGGAAGAAUAAAGAUUUCAGUUUUGCAUGUGUCAAGUUUGACAUGCCAAAUAGAUAUUCAAUAUUGAAAACUCAGUGAGGUUUACAAGUUAGGAGCUCAUUGGAGAGGCUGGAACAUUCAGCCUAUGGAGACUUAAAAUUCUGAGCACGUUGAAAUGACCAGCUAGAGAGGAAAGUGAGAGAAGAGGUUGAGAGGAAGAUGAGGGGCCCGUGGAGGAGCUGGGGAAAUCAGUGCGGAGAAAACCCCGAUGCCGGGAGUCAUGGGAGUCAGGAAAGGAAAUGCCGGCUGCUGCUGAGGGGUGUGUAAAAGGGGGGGAGAGAAGUGACCUUCGGGUGGACUGCAUGAAAGGUGUUGGUGACCUUGACAUGCAGGCAUUAAUUCAUGAGCUGUGGAGAAGGGAGCCCGACUGAAGUGGGUAGAGGGGUGAAUGGGAGGUCUGGAAGCAGAGACAUUGAGUGUGGACUUUGUGAGAGAUGUUGUGCCGGGAGGGGAGGCAAAUGAGGAUCAGGGAGGUUUGUUUUAAGGUGGCUGAUGCAGGAACAAGCUUAUGUGUGAGCUGUAUAACUGGGCCAAUCCUGCCAGCUCUCAAGACUCAGUUUCCCCACUCUCCAAGUCUCUAAGUCCCUUUGAUGCCCCCAGUUCUGUAUGACCAUAGACCAUCAGUUCGGGUAAGGACACUAUAAUUAACAGCAGUUGGUGAAACGUGUUCCCAACUUAUAAGCAGUCAGAUGGACCCUGGGAAGUCAGUGCACAUGAGUGGAGAGCCUUGUCUCUGGGGUUCGUGGAGCUUCUGAUGUCCAAGAGCUUUUCCUUUGUGUGUGGAGCCGGGAAAAGGAAUACGCUAUUUUUAGAACCUUGUGCUAAAAGGCUUAUUAUGGCAUUUGUUUUUCUUUUUCUUAGUAUUCAGAAAUUGUGUUUGCCUAAAUUUAGGCUAACCAUGAAAUGAGUGCAUUUGAAAGAUUUGUUGCCCAUCAGUAUGGAAAAUAUUGUUAUCAGAUGCACUUACAAUGAAGAGGAAAUGUUUCUGAACCUGCCCCAAAUUAUAUAGUCUAGGUUUAGUUUAUUCCCAUCCCUUAGAAUUCUCCCUUAAAUGGGCUCAGAGAACCUAGAAAUGACUGACAGUGAAAGGAAGAACCAGAGUUGUAAAAAUUUGUUCUCGGAUUUUUGCUUUAGUACACAAAUAAGACCUUGGGAAAGAAGUCUCUUAAAACAAUACAGUAGUCAAAGAUGCUAUCUUUUUUCUUUCUUGCUUUUAAGAUACCCCAUGGUCUUCAAAUGAUGGACCAAGAACAAUUUAGAAGUCUUGGUUUCACGUUGCCAGAGGCAAUGGAAACUUCUCCUACCCACCUUUGCAGCAACUUGCAACAUGGUUGACCACUCCCUCUUUCUAAACACACUUUCUUCCCUUGGCUUCUGUGUCACACUCUCCUUGAUUUCCUUCUACCUCACUGCUGGUCCUUCCCCACCUCUCCUGCUGGCUGUUUAACAUCUUCACUUAGGUGACUCAUGGCUUCGAAAGACCAGUUAAGGUGUCCAACAUCAUACAGCCAAUAAAGAGCAGAGUGGGGAUGGAAACAAUCCUCUUUUCCUUACACCACCUCCCUGCCUCCAAAGAACUUGAUAUAGCAUUUAGUUGCAUUAAAAAAAAAAUACUCCAGGUAUCUUGAACUGUGGAAGGACAUGAAGGUCGGGUUGGAAAAAGUAUCCUUGGGCAGAGUAUCUUUGUCUUUUUACACAUGAGAUUGUGUGUCUGAUUAUUUCAGUCAAUAGUAGGGAAACAGGAAAACUCAAUAUUGUGUUGAUGAUAGCUAUUGGAGGGGUAUUGAUAAAGUGAGAAGAGAAAAAUUAAAAUGAUGUUUGUCUCUGACUUGCUAAUUUCAGUAAUUUAUAAGAACUGUUUUCCAUUUGUGCCUCCCAUAUAUCCAGUGUUGAAUCAUGGCUCUCAUCAAAUGUGUCUUAAAUUGACCUGCUUGUAAGUUUCAUUUGGUUAAAACAGUUCCUUGUGUUUUCCGAGGUUUCUCAGCCUUCCCUGGCUGGGGAGCCUGUAAUGUGGCUGCAGGCUCCCGAGGCAUAGUUUCAAAAUGCUAGGGUCACAUUUCUGGCUCCAUGCCUUUUCCCAUUUGUUAAUUAUUAAAAUGCCUUUCCCGUAGAUGAGACCCCAGUGGCUCUCUCCAGACUUUCCCUCACCUCUCCCUCCACCAGGCCUGGGCAGAACCGUUUGCCCUUCAAAGCCUGAUGUGACUCUUCCACUCUGCCCCGCCUGGCUGCCACCACUUCGCUCUCCGCUAUUCGUUCCCCCACUCCCCCCACUCUUGUCCAGUGCAGCAGCCAUGACUCUUGACAAGGAAGAUGCCAGGGGGCUUCUGAAAGGCUCCCGUGCCUUUGGUCUCUAGGGUAUAGCUGCGUCAGCAUCUUCCCUUUAAGUGUUUUCAGUUAGUGUAUCAUGACAGGCCGGCGGGAUGGAAGAGCUACGGUGGCGGGGUCAGAAGAAAUCUCUGUUGGUUUUUAUAGUUUGUGAUUUAUUAUCACUUCCCCCUUUUUCUGGAUUCAUUGUUAAAGUCAAGCUCGUGCUGAGAAAAACGUUAAAAUAUAUCACGUUGAGUAGGCGCUGACAAGCCCGGAGUCUGACGUGGCUCUUUCUAGCUGCUGCCUCCACAGUUGAUACAAUUCUAGAGAAAUGCAGUCUCUUUUCCCAUCUUCCUCAUGAAUCCCUCAGCCCCCUGGUUCCAAAGACAUUCCAUAAUAAUAAUAGGGACCCCCCCCCCAAGUAUGUAACUCUAUCUACAGCCAAAAUGAAAUGUGCAUGCCACAAGUUCUGUGAGUUUGCACGAUGCCUAAGCACUGUGUAUUCCAUUUAACCGGUGAGACUUUUUUCCAUUAAAAGCCUAUGUGUAAACCUUCUCUAGUAUUCAUGAAGUUUUCACCUUUAAAGUUUUUUUUCAAAAUUUUUAUUUCUAGUCCUUGAAGAACAUAGCAAUCUUUCCCACCCACAUGUGGGAACGUGUCCAUUCUCAGCCGCACAAGCCUGCCUCAUGGAAAAGCUCCAGCCCAGAGCUUCACUGCUGGGCCUGAACACUCCCCAGAAUUCUUCUUCAGUCUCCACUGGCCCUGCAGGCAUAAAUAAAUCCCUUCACUCCUCCUUGGGCAGCUCCCUUCUCCUUGCCUACGGUAUUUAUUCCAGACCUUCCCCAUGCUCUCUUCCUUCUCUUGCCUCCUGUCCCACAGGGAAGGUGGAGGCCACCAGCCUAUUCUCCCUUUGAUUCUGUAAGCACAUCAGCAUGCAAAUCUACCCUGACCUCUCAGAUGCCUGAGUGCCAACUUGUCGGUCUCAGUACAGCUAAAGACAAUUUUCUGGUUCCAGAAACAGAACUAGAAAUGAAUGUGCCUUGAUGCAGAUCAUAGAGCUACAUACAUAAGUGAGUUUUGGAACCCUCUGCCCACGAGGGAGAAGGGAAGGAGGAGCUGUACACCAAGGGAGGAUGAAGCUCUCAUGACUUUGGACGUGAACUGGGGUCACAAGUCUAGGGAAACUUUUUCCAUUUGACAUCAUCUCUUCCUGGUUGCCCUACAUCUCACAGUGGUAAUCCCCUCUCCCACUCCCAUCUGCUCACCUCCAAUAGCACUGAACUCAUCCCUGGUAGCACAAGUUCACACACUCAUCCAAGGUAGAAACCUGGGAAACUUGUCCAAUUCCUCCCUCUCCCUGGGAGGGUUUAAGCCUUCACUAUGAACUUACCUCAUAAGUCUUUCUCAAUUCGACGCUUCUCCACCCCUAAUACCACUGUCUCUCUCUGUUUAGAGCUUAAUGGCUUGCUGGCACCACUCUAAUAUCCUGUGACUUGUUUUUUCUACCUGUAGUCUAACCCCAUCAAAUCCAUCUUCCUCACUGCCACUGAGGAGCUCUACUUAAAACCCAUUAUGAUUCCACCACCUCCUUGCUUAAAACUCUUCAAAAGUUUCCCCUUGUCUCCAGGAAGAACUUCCACAGCAGGCAAAGCCCGGCACACCAUCACUCCCAUUCUUCUGGUCUCUUCUCUUACCAUUCUUUGCUUCACUCUCUAGCCACCCCAAAUAGUUCAUAGAACCCUACUGUAUUAGUUUGCCAGGGCUGCCAUAACAAAAUUCUACAGACUGGUAUGUGGCUUAAACAGCAGAAAUUAAUUUUCUUGCAGUUAUAGAGGCUAGAGGUCCAAGAUCAAGGUAUCUUCUGAGGUGUUUCUCCUUGGCUUGCAGAUGGCUGCCUUCUCUUUGUUUCCUCACUUGGUCUUUUCUCUGUGUGUCUGCACUCCUGCCGUCUCUUUGUAUGUCCUAAUCUCUCCUUAGAAAGACACCAACCAGAUUGGAUAAAGGUCCAACCUAAUGGCUUCAUUUUAGCUUAACUCCUUCUUAAAGGCCUUAUCUCCAAAUGCAGUCACAUCCUGAGGUACUGAGGGUUAGGGCUUCAACAUAAAAAUUUUGGAGAGAUGUAAUUCAGCCCAUAACAUCUACUGUCUGCCUGUUCUUUCUUAUCUCCUUGCCUUUUUUUCAUAUUGUCUCUAUUUAGAAUAUCCUUCCUUUGUUGCACGACUCCAGAUCAUUCUGACUCAGCACAGGUACAACUGCCUCCAUAAGUCUCAGGCCCUACCCUGACAGGAUAAGCUGGCAACCCUCCUCUCUACCCACUAAAUGCUCUGCUUGUAUCUCCACCCAUGACCUUACUACAUUAUUUUAUAAUUAUAUUUAGAAUGAGCCGUGUUAAAUUCCCAAUAUUUGACUAUUUUUAACCUAUAAAAACAGCAUUUUCACAUUGCCCAGCUUGAUACAUCUCUCUUCUGACCCAUCAACCUUCUGAACCUAGGGACUAUGUCUUCUUUGCGUCUGUAUACCACAGUGCUUGGCACUGAGUGGGUGCUUGAUAAAUAUUGAAGAAGUGAAUGCUGUAGACAGCAUGAUCUCUGUCCCUGAGUUUCUUUGUAUAUUAUUCAGAGAGUUGAAAUAUUGGUCACGAGACAAUAGAUAGACAGAUUCUAGGCUGCACCCUCAGAAUUCAAAGAGCUGAGAGUUGAAUAUCGGUAAGCUUAGUUAGAAAGGGCCAUUGGGAAGAUGUGAGGCUUGAGCUGGGAUGGUGAGAAAGAAUUUCACUGAGGCUGGUAAAGCAGUGAAGAGAGGGGAACUCAAUGAGCAAAGCCUGGCAGGCAUAAACAGUGAAUCGACUGUGGAAAUGUCCAUUAAGUGAGAAUGGGUUUACUGAAGAGGAGAGCCGUUAAGAACCUAUGAGACUGAAGGUGGACCAGGCUAGGUAAUGGAGUUCCUUAGAUGCCAAAUUCAAGAGUUUGCGUGUGACCAUCCAGGCGGUGGGGAGCUAUUUUCAGUUCCAAGAAUGAUGUAAUGCAAACGGAGUUCUGGGAAGAUUACCCAGCCUUCGGGAUAACACAUGAUCAGAUAGACAAAGUGGAGAGGUCAGAUAGAAUUAGAUGGCUGUUUCAGGAACCCAGACCUGAGAUUAGAAGAACUUGGAAUCCUCUUCUUGGAUGGCCUAAUAAGGCUUUGAAUGAGUCACUUUGGAGUUAUUCAAAACUGAUUGAAAUGUCAAUACAGCUUCAAGAAGUCUUCUAAUAAUAUGAUGUAAAGCUAUCCCUGAUCGCAGAUAAGGAUCGACCCAAUAAACGAACUGGUUGAAUAUGUGAGCUUUGUGAAGUUCGUUAUGACUUUGAACAGAGUGAAGGGCAACAGUCCCAGUGCCUUCUUGGCCAAGACCUGGUCUAUUCUGCCUCAUUUUAGAGAAACAUCAACUGAGGAUGCAGAACUGAACUCUCUCCAGGGCUUGUCAGUGUUCAGUUCUCAACGCAGGGAAAGUAGUAUAGGGUUAAGCAAGCCUGGAAGACAAACUGCCUGGAUUUGAGUUCAGUGCUGACUCCACUACUUGCUAUGUGACUCUGAGAGUUACACGACCAUACUGAGCUUUAGACUCCUCGAAUGGAAUGGGAAUAAUAACACGACAGUUUCCACUUUAUAGGUGAGUGUGAGGAAUAGAUGCCAUGAGUACGUGCAAAUCAUUUAGAACACAUGUGUUAGGCUGAAUCACAGGAAAUUGCCAUUCUGAUGGAUCUAAAAUAACCGAUUAUCGGCAAUUUCCUGUGGUUCAACCUAUAGUAAAUACUCAGCACAUGUUAGAUACUGUCAUCUAGACCCUCCGGCACCUGAUAAAAGUUUGCCCAACAAGUGACAGAGGCACAGGACACAGCCCCCACAGACAGCCUCACUCUGCCUCCUGGUUCAUUCUGGUUUCUGUCUCUCUUUCACUGCUGCCACCCUCCGGAUGGCAACCACAGAGGCAUCCUGCUCGUCUCUCUUUAACAACCAGAGCCUGGAAACACCUGCUUUUCCUCCUCACAAACUUACAAUUGGCUGGAAUGUUCAAAAAGUUAAUUUUGCUAAGAAGUUAAGAGAAUAUUUUUUUAAAAGUGCAAGAGAAUGCCUGGUUACAAAUGAAAAGGAUAGGGUUAAAAGCAAACCAUCCCCCCCCCCAAAAAAAAUCUGAACGUUAAACAAAGAUGCUCAAAUGAAUAGCUUGAGGGAAGAAUUAACUUGGCAAUCCUUCUAAGACUAAUGGGGUCCUCAUACCUUCCUGGAACCUACUUCUGGUCUAAUCUCUACAUAAGGGCCACCCUGGUGUCCCCUCUGGCUCCACUUCCCUGGCCCCUAUACAGAAUCUGACUACCGCCCUGAGAAGAAAAACGUUCUUGCCUCUAUGGCCUUCAAGAGUUCUAACCUGAGCUCGGACCGCUGGCACUGGCCUGUGAGUUUCCUAAAUCUCUACCUCUGUAUCCUGGAACUUCUGCCCUCUACCCUCCAUCACUCAGGCUCGGGGUCCCCUCCACCCCAUUCUCCCUGUCCAUUCUUUUUUGCUGUUUGUUUUGCUUUUUUAAUUUGAACCACACAUGCUAGGCUGUGUAGUCUGUUUCUACCCUUUUGUGACUGGAGGCUUCUGUACCUGUGCCAGCAUUUUCUGAAAAACUUGAGGGCUCUCAGCCAGCCAGAAACAGACUCUGUCCUUUCCUGUCUCAAAGGCCAGCUCCACCCCCUUGAGCUGCCCACUCAGUUCCUGUUUCCUGUUGGAGGGACACCCUCGGCUCUCACUUCUUUUACCCAGCAAAGAUGACAGACAUGUCCUGAAUAGUUGAACUCAAAUAACCCUUCCUUAUUCAUUUUUCUAGACCAUUCUCUGGUUACUCAUCACUCAGGUAUUUCUAAGGGAGGGGUAGAAUUCUCUUUUAUAGGCCCCUAAUAACAUACUUACUGUACAUGGUGUUUCAUUUUUUGCAAUAACACUUGGUAGAGUUUUUUUAAUAUAGAAAAACAUAAAGAAGGAAUAAAGUUGUUCAUAAUCACUAUUUAGUUAGCCAUUUUUUUAAAAAUACAAGUAUAUCAUGGGAAAUUUCAGUUUAGAAAAGUAUAAAAUUCCAUCCCCACCACCGUAGUCCUCACCCUAAGGUAAUCACUGCUAGCAUUUUCUUGUGAAUCCUUCAGAAAAUAAAUUUUAUAAGUAUAUGUGCAUAGUUUUUCUGUUUUGCUGCCCUGUGGGGCACUGAUUCAUUAUAACAGUAUUUGCCCGUGAAAUAUUUUCUUAAAAAAUAAUUCAUCUCCAUAAACCAACCUAUAAUAGUUCACUCCUAUUUUGCUCAUCCUUGGAGGAUAUCUCAUGCCCUCAGCCAAUCCUAGCACUAUGUAUAUUACAUUCUUGGCUAAUGAGUGUUAGUUUCCCAUUCAGAAAAACUCUCAACCAGUGAGUACUUUCUCAUGUAAUCCUAAAUUGACUCUGUUCUACAAAUUAUUUGCUUACUCCCUGUAGGUCUCCCCCAUGCUCCCCAAAACUAUUGUGUUUUGGCCAAUAGUUUUGACCAAGAACAGCUGACAAAAAUUGUGCAACUAUUUGACUGAACCUGCUUCAAAGAUACAUAAUGUCUUUAAUAUGUAGUAAGAAAAACUUCUUGCUACAUAUUAAAAUCCAGUUUUAUAGGGACUCCUCCCCCUUUCAAGUCAGUGGUUGAGGAGAGAAGGGCUAAAAAAGAGGAAUUGUAUUUCUGUUAAACAUUGUACUGGAGGGUCUAGCCAAGGCAAUUAGGCAAGAAAGUGAAAUAAAAGACAUCCACGUUGGAAAGGAAGAAGUAAAACUAUCU
Molecule: messenger RNA, 10893 nt
Organism: Orcinus orca (killer whale)
Lineage: Eukaryota; Metazoa; Chordata; Mammalia; Artiodactyla; Delphinidae
Gene: AOPEP
Product: aminopeptidase O (putative)
Exons: 8
Coding region: 244-1896 (550 amino acids)
Cellular component (GO): nucleolus
Molecular function (GO): metalloaminopeptidase activity; zinc ion binding
Source: RefSeq, a predicted model, not a curated record